This is a messenger RNA of Oncorhynchus keta (chum salmon), 2631 nucleotides long. RefSeq lists its product as uncharacterized. The coding region runs from base 12 to 2543 and encodes 843 amino acids. The transcript has 2 exons. NCBI's taxonomy places the organism in Eukaryota, Metazoa, Chordata, Actinopteri, Salmoniformes, Salmonidae. The record is from RefSeq and is a predicted model, not a curated record.
AUGAAGGUGGAAUGUGUGACCAGGAUGAGAAGAAAAUCCCAUAUGAAGGUGGAAUGUGUGACCAGGAUGAGAAGAAAAUCCCAUAUGAAAGUGGAAUGUGUGACCAGGAUGAGAAGAAAAUCCCAUAUGAAGGUGGAAUGUGUGACCAGGAUGAGAAGAAAAUCCCAUAUGAAGGUGGAAUGUGUGACCAGGAUGAGAAGAAAAUCCCAUAUGAAAGUGGAAUGUGUGACCAGGAUGAGAAGAAUAUCCCAUAUGAAGGUGGAAUGUGUGACCAGGAUGAGAAGAAAAUCCCAUAUGAAGGUGGAAUGUGUGACCAGGAUGAGAAGAAAAUCCCAUAUGAAAGUGGAAUGUGUGACCAGGAUGAGAAGAAAAUCCCAUAUGAAGGUGGAAUGUGUGACCAGGAUGAGAAGAAAAUCCCAUAUGAAGGUGGAAUGUGUGACCAGGAUGAGAAGAAAAUCCCAUAUGAAGGUGGAAUGUGUGACCAGGAUGAGAAGAAAAUCCCAUAUGAAGGUGGAAUGUGUGACCAGGAUGAGAAGAAAAUCCCAUAUGAAGGUGGAAUGUGUGACCAGGAUGAGAAGAAAAUCCCAUAUGAAGGUGGAAUGUGUGACCAGGAUGAGAAGAAAAUCCCAUAUGAAGGUGGAAUGUGUGACCAGGAUGAGAAGAAAAUCCCAUAUGAAGGUGGAAUGUGUGACCAGGAUGAGAAGAAAAUCCCAUAUGAAGGUGGAAUGUGUGACCAGGAUGAGAAGAAUAUCCCAUAUGAAGGUGGAAUGUGUGACCAGGAUGAGAAGAAAAUCCCAUAUGAAGGUGGAAUGUGUGACCAGGAUGAGAAGAAAAUCCCAUAUGAAGGUGGAAUGUGUGACCAGGAUGAGAAGAAAAUCCCAUAUGAAGGUGGAAUGUGUGACCAGGAUGAGAAGAAAAUCCCAUAUGAAGGUGGAAUGUGUGACCAGGAUGAGAAGAAAAUCCCAUAUGAAGGUGGAAUGUGUGACCAGGAUGAGAAGAAAAUCCCAUAUGAAGGUGGAAUGUGUGACCAGGAUGAGAAGAAAAUCCCAUAUGAAGGUGGAAUGUGUGACCAGGAUGAGAAGAAAAUCCCAUAUGAAGGUGGAAUGUGUGACCAGGAUGAGAAGAAAAUCCCAUAUGAAGGUGGAAUGUGUGACCAGGAUGAGAAGAAAAUCCCAUAUGAAGGUGGAAUGUGUGACCAGGAUGAGAAGAAAAUCCCAUAUGAAGGUGGAAUGUGUGACCAGGAUGAGAAGAAUAUCCCAUAUGAAGGUGGAAUGUGUGACCAGGAUGAGAAGAAAAUCCCAUAUGAAGGUGGAAUGUGUGACCAGGAUGAGAAGAAAAUCCCAUAUGAAGGUGGAAUGUGUGACCAGGAUGAGAAGAAAAUCCCAUAUGAAGGUGGAAUGUGUGACCAGGAUGAGAAGAAAAUCCCAUAUGAAGGUGGAAUGUGUGACCAGGAUGAGAAGAAAAUCCCAUAUGAAGGUGGAAUGUGUGACCAGGAUGAGAAGAAAAUCCCAUAUGAAGGUGGAAUGUGUGACCAGGAUGAGAAGAAAAUCCCAUAUGAAGGUGGAAUGUGUGACCAGGAUGAGAAGAAAAUCCCAUAUGAAGGUGGAAUGUGUGACCAGGAUGAGAAGAAAAUCCCAUAUGAAGGUGGAAUGUGUGACCAGGAUGAGAAGAAAAUCCCAUAUGAAGGUGGAAUGUGUGACCAGGAUGAGAAGAAAAUCCCAUAUGAAGGUGGAAUGUGUGACCAGGAUGAGAAGAAAAUCCCAUAUGAAGGUGGAAUGUGUGACCAGGAUGAGAAGAAAAUCCCAUAUGAAGGUGGAAUGUGUGACCAGGAUGAGAAGAAAAUCCCAUAUGAAGGUGGAAUGUGUGACCAGGAUGAGAAGAAAAUCCCAUAUGAAGGUGGAAUGUGUGACCAGGAUGAGAAGAAAAUCCCAUAUGAAGGUGGAAUGUGUGACCAGGAUGAGAAGAAAAUCCCAUAUGAAGGUGGAAUGUGUGACCAGGAUGAGAAGAAUAUCCCAUAUGAAGGUGGAAUGUGUGACCAGGAUGAGAAGAAAAUCCCAUAUGAAGGUGGAAUGUGUGACCAGGAUGAGAAGAAAAUCCCAUAUGAAGGUGGAAUGUGUGACCAGGAUGAGAAGAAAAUCCCAUAUGAAGGUGGAAUGUGUGACCAGGAUGAGAAGAAUAUCCCAUAUGAAGGUGGAAUGUGUGACCAGGAUGAGAAGAAUAUCCCAUAUGAAGGUGGAAUGUGUGACCAGGAUGAGAAGAAUAUCCCAUAUGAAGGUGGAAUGUGUGACCAGGAUGAGAAGAAUAUCCCAUAUGAAGGUGGAAUGUGUGACCAGGAUGAGAAGAAUAUCCCAUAUGAAGGUGGAAUGUGUGACCAGGAUGAGAAGAAUAUCCCAUAUGAAGGUGGAAUGUGUGACCAGGAUGAGAAGAAUAUCCCAUAUGAAGGUGGAAUGUGUGACCAGGAUGAGAAGAAAAUCCCAUAUGAAGGUGGAAUGUGUGACCAGGAUAAGAAGAAAAUCCCAUAUGAAGUUGUUGUGCUCUUUUAAAAUAAAUCAACUAUUCACAUUUGCAUUAAAUAAAUAUAAUGCCUGUGAGGACUUGUCAAGAAAGGUGGUGGACAGAUUGAUGACAGAU